Molecule: messenger RNA, 1993 nt
Organism: Anguilla anguilla (European eel)
Lineage: Eukaryota; Metazoa; Chordata; Actinopteri; Anguilliformes; Anguillidae
Product: sulfotransferase 1C1-like
Exons: 7
Coding region: 260-1207 (315 amino acids)
Biological process (GO): sulfation
Cellular component (GO): cytoplasm
Molecular function (GO): sulfotransferase activity
Source: RefSeq, a predicted model, not a curated record
AAUAUAGAGGAAUUCAGACAGGAAGUUGCAUAAGAGCUUGCUGGCAAUCUGAGCAGAGAAGAGAAAGGCUGCGGGAGUAUGCACACAGAGACACCAGUACAGAUUGGGAUUCUGUCCAAAUGAAUACUUUUUAAAAUACAGACAGAGCAAGAAAAAGUGGAGAGAAGAACUAACCAAGUAAUUAUAAUUAAGAAGAGAACACAACCAUUCUGAAGAAUAUUUUCUCUCUUGUUUCUUUUCAGUUUCAUCUAGAACAGCAAUGGAACCAAAUCUGACAUACAGCCAGGCUAUUGAAAAAGCAAAGAAUUCACUCACACGCUUUCCUUUGAAGAAUGUGAGAGGAGUCCCGCUGAUGGAGCCCAUCGCCAAAAACUUUGAGUCUAUUUGGGCUUUCUGCCCUGACCCUACUGACAUCCUCAUUUCUACUUAUCCAAAAGCAGGUGAGCAACACGAUGAGUGCAUUGGAACUACCUGGACUCAGGAGAUAGUAGACCUGUUACUUCACAAUGGAGAUACAGAGGCAUGCAAGAGAGGGCCCAUAGUUAUGAGGAGCCCAUUCCUUGAGAUAUUCUCCCCCCCUCCCAUCCCUUCUGGCCUAGAUCUCCUUUGCAAAAUGAGUCCACCAAGGUUAAUCAAGACACACCUGCCAAUCCAGCUUGUACCUGAGGGAUUCUGGGAAAAUAAAUGCAAGGUUAUCUAUGUGGCCCGCAAUGCCAAGGACAACUUGGUAAGCUACUACCACUUUGACAGAAUGAAUAAGACCCAGCCUGAACCAGGAUCCCUCGAUGAAUACAUCUACAAGUUCAUGAAGGGAGAUGUAGGCUGGGGCUCCUGGUAUGACCAUGUCAAGGGUUAUUGGGAAAACAGAGAGAAAAGGAAUAUACUCUAUUUGUUUUAUGAAGAUAUGAAAGAGAAUCCUCAGCGGGCAGUGGAACGCAUCAAGCAGUACCUGGAUCUGUCGGUCACUGAUGAUGUAAUAGCGCGCAUUGUGGAGCACACAUCUUUUAAGGUCAUGAAGGACAACCCCAUGACCAACUAUACCUUUAUACCCAAGUCUAUCCUUGACCAUUCCAUCUCUCCUUUCAUGAGAAAAGGGGAGGUUGGUGACUGGGUCAAUCAUUUCUCUGCCUCUCAUUUGAAGAUUUUUGAUGAAGAUUAUGAGCGACAAAUGAAAAUGGCAAACAUUCCCUUUAGGACAAACUUGUGAAGAAAGUGCUGCAGUAGCCUUUACGAUGCAGGACAUUCUAGGCACUUUAGCUCAUGCAAAAGUAUUAACAAUGAGGAUGAGCAACAGCCAAAUUAACUGAUGGAAGUGAGGGGAAUUUUGUGUGUGCACUACAUUAUUUGAAAGUUACUUUACAAUGUUUAAUGUUUUAAGUAUUGUAUUUGAUAACAGUAUCUGUGAUUUAAGCACAAGCAAUCUAUUAAAUAUAAUAUAUUGAUUAUAAUCAUCACAGGACUAGUAUUUCCAGGUUAUUCAAGAUCUGCCUUCAAGAUGUUUAUUUUUCAUGAGAACUACUCUUAGGAUUUCAAAGUGCUUCAUCACAGCCACUUCCAUUGUGUAAUACCCAUCCGGAUGAAGCUCAGCAGCCAUUUCAUACUUGCAAGGUGACUACAAAUCAGCUGAAUUAGAAAGGCAAGGAACCUAUCCAAGUACUGCAAUAAUCCAGUUCAGCCGAUGUGACAAUGACAGUUAAUGGGUGGAAUUUUUACUGGCUCAAAGAAAAUUUGUGCUAAGACUGGAGCUGCCUGAUGCACACAAGUGAUCAUUGAAUGAUUAGUUAAUUAUGGUUUCUAUUUCUUACUUUAUUUUUCCAUUUAAAAUGUCCAUUUCAGCUAUUCCAUUUUAGCCUUCGAUUUCAGUUUCCAUUGGCCAAUUAAAGUUUUUUUGACAUUUCAAUAUCAUUUUUUUAUAUUUUCAUUUCAACUUUAACAUUUGAUUGCAUUAUGGUCAUUCCUAGUAGCCUAUUAAAUAAAAAAUAAUUAAAAAUUU